This is a messenger RNA of Iphiclides podalirius (scarce swallowtail), 651 nucleotides long. The record is from the annotation of a GenBank genome assembly. NCBI's taxonomy places the organism in Eukaryota, Metazoa, Arthropoda, Insecta, Lepidoptera, Papilionidae.
AUGCAACGCUUCUACUUCCUGUUCUGCCUGCCCCUGGCUGCCGCAGCCGUGAACAGCCUGAAGCCGUUGACAGAGUCCAUGGGCCAGGAGGUGAUCGAAAUGGAUGCACCGUUGAAAGAGCUUCCGCCAGAUAUCGAGGAGGAACCAUCAGCGGAGAGAGACACGGACGUGAAAACCGUCACGACCGUGAUGCCGACGACAAAAGUAACAGCCGUCUCGGAAAGUAGACGCAAAAUGAAAAGCUCGGAGCGGACUCACAGCGCGCAAGAAGAGGACGAGGCGAGAAUAGAGAAAGAGCUGUCGGAUCUUUAUAAGGAUUCUGAUUACAAAGUCGACAGCGCGGAAGUUUCGAAGGAGCAAAUCCAGACCACCACCGACUCCACGCCAGUACCACCAGCCACCACCACGGAUGAUGCAGAAAAGCUUAUUGCAAGAGCUCGAGACGAAACAGAUCUCCUCACCAGCUUCAAGUUCCAGCCGGACUCGAACAGAAAGGCUGACGUGGAGAAGUUCAGGACCUCGGUGGACGUGAUCAGCUGCAACAAGAACCGGCUCACGGGAUCGACCCCAAGUUUUACUUCGUCGGGUGACUUAUUACAGACGAGCGGAGCAGUUCUUUUAAUAUCACUCGCUACAACACUAACGUCGUUG